Verticillium alfalfae VaMs.102 is the source of this 1803-nucleotide messenger RNA. RefSeq lists its product as hypothetical. The transcript has 2 exons. The record is from RefSeq and is a predicted model, not a curated record. Gene Ontology annotation, cellular component: Ric1-Rgp1 guanyl-nucleotide exchange factor complex; cytosol; Golgi membrane. NCBI's taxonomy places the organism in Eukaryota, Fungi, Ascomycota, Sordariomycetes, Glomerellales, Plectosphaerellaceae. Gene Ontology annotation, biological process: intracellular protein transport; retrograde transport, endosome to Golgi. The coding region runs from base 1 to 1803 and encodes 600 amino acids. Gene Ontology annotation, molecular function: protein binding.
AUGUACUGGCCUAUCGGCACUCCAAAGACCUACGCGACGAGUAGUAGUUCUGGACCCGAGUUCAACCUCGUCGUCUCUGACGAUGGCAUCACCAACCCCUUUGACCGAGCCUCAAUAAACGAGCCACCGCAACACCCAUACGUAUCCUCGACCGAACCCUGCCAUGAGAACGGGGCGCAAAAUGCACUGCCGGAACCAUCUGUCGAGUCGACGACUCCCCUAACGCCCGCAACGCCCGCAACGCCUGCAGUUCGGGCCGUGGAGCGAGGGGAUCCAGAUCAACCCGAUUCCGCAGCAUUCGCGUCAACGCAGAUAUCCGACGCUGUGAAGUUGCCCCUCAAAGAUCCUGUCCUGGGACUGCGAACUUCUCCGGAGUGGAUAGUUGUUUGCCGUCAUCAGAGCGACCUCAAUACUGUUUGUGGACAAGAAUGGCGUACGGCUAUCCUCGCCGUCGGCGGUCGAUCUGUGUCGUCCCUCAGUACCUAUGGCGAGAAUUUCGAUCUGCUUAUGCGUCCCGACUCGGCCAUCCUGGUUGUCCACACGACACAGGGCUAUCUCAUCACGUACUCCCUCGCCACAGACUCUGAGGCCCACGUUUACAAACCCUACUUCCCCAGCUAUGCCAAUAUACAAAGGCGCCGCCAAAUACACGCCGGACCUGGAGGUAGUGCACCUGACCAAUUUCUCUGGGGCCCGGGCGAGGGAGCGGGCGUUCGCGAUGUCAGCGUUCGUUUCAGGAUGGUUAUCAAGGUGGAUGCAGGAAUCGAGAGCGCACUUGCUCUCGAUGACGAACUGGUGGUGGCAACAAGGAAGCCAGCAGCUGUGCAAUGCAUCCGAUGGACUCCCGACAACAGCGGAAGCCAGACCAAGACUGAGAUGAUCAGUCGUAUGGGGUGGUUGGACAAGAAGAUCACCAUAACGGAGAUGACCCAUGACCGGCCGAUGAACCUGUCGACGUGGAUCACCAGCGAUGGCAAGGCGCAUGCUGUCCAACGUGUGUCAGCCCGAAAGUUAGCCGAGGGCGAGGCAGAUCCGAAAAAGCUCUUCAAGGGUUACUGCUUCCACUCACCUCGGGGCAAGUUCGAUCACGCUCGACGUGCUGUCAUCAAUGCAAGGUUCUCCCUUAUAGCAGUCGGCUGUGCCAAUGGCAGCAUUCAUGUAUAUUCAGCACGCGACUACGCUGGCAACAUCCCAUCGUCUCAUAUCCACACACUCCCUGUUUCCCACACUGUCUCAGGCGCCCUUACAACGCUGAGCUACUCGCCAGAUGGUUAUUGCCUCUUCGCUGGGUUCGAGAAAGGGUGGGCAACAUGGAGCGUAUAUGGCAAGCUUGGAAGCCACAGCUUCAAUUUCGAUGAUUCGGUUGCAGAGACGGCUGGCGAAGACUGGCUUUCAUCUGUCAUUGACGCUGUGUGGCUUGGAGGAGGCUCAGAGUUGUUGAUGGCAAGUCGGGACCGCGAAGCCAUAUGGGCGAUAGAAAUGGCCAGGAGUGCGGUAGCAGGGUGCUACAACUCUGCGAACCUGCUCCGCACUGUCUUACAAACGAGCACCAGUGUCAUGAUAUACCGUGGCUACGAUCUCCCCGACCUGGCCUCCAUAUCGGCAGAACCCUUCCUUUGGCACACAGCCGAAAUCCCGCCAGCAUAUCUGCUCAACCAGUGGCCAAUACGGCACACUGUCAUUUCUCCUGACGGUCGUUACGUCGCCGUGGCCGGCAGGCGUGGACUGGCACACUAUAGCGUGAACAGUGGACGGUGGAAGACCUUUUUGAAUGAGGCCGCCGAGAACGAGUUACCAAGUUAG